AACAAGAGAUUAGUACAAAAUUUUGUAAAUGAAAAAAAACUUAUACUCAUCUUCAAAUGUUUAUAUUUUUCGAUACAGUUUACUCACAAUGUUAUAAAUGUGAAGCAGACAGUAAAUUAAUAUGACGAUUUUCGAUAACUUCUAUAGAAGGAGCUGUACAAGGAAGCAGUAAACAGAACGUUAUAGACUUCCUGAUUUAACAUUUCAACGAGGCUCGCGGCUUCACCAGAAAUGACUUCUUAUCAAUGAAGUCAGUCACAACAUAUUGACGAGUCCGAAACAUUCCUGAGACAUGGCUGCUUUAGUGCAAACAACCGAAACCAAGGGUUUUCAAAACUGGUUGCGGGGUGCACUGGCAGUGCUCUUUGCCAAACAAGGUCUACAAAGCUUUGUUAUUGAUGAACUGACACAGUUUCAAAGGGACGUUUUGACAUCAAUAUUUAAAAACAAGAAUUUACCUAUUGGUACAACCUGUACAAAUUGUACAACUGAAAAUGUUCUUUACUGUCCCACGCAAAAUUUCUGCACAAAGGGACAGAAGUGCAACAUGCACGAUCCAUCAGUAGCAGACAAGACACCACAGCCUUGUUCAAAUAAUAUUUGUCAUGAUGUCAAAGAUGCGAUCCGCCAUGAACAUAGAUACAAAGGACCGUCCUGGAAGAACACAAACGCCAAAGGAUGGUGUACCGAUGUCAUUGAAAUUGCCAAAUGUUACAUGCCUCCUGAUGGGUACACUAAUGUAACCACAAUUACAGAUACAGAUUUUAAUGGUAUAUUGGCAGUCAUCCUGAACAACAAACGUUUCAAAUGUAAAAUGACUGCCCCUCUUAACAAACCGGAUAAUGUUUGUACAGAGGCACGUGAAGUUAGUCGUGUCAUACGACAUUCGGCCGAUUUAAAUAUUUCGGACACAGAUUUAACGAAAUACACCGACAUUCUAAUACGCCUACUGUCAGACCCGGCAUACCUAGCUGCUGACCAAAAUGCGAAGACAGCAGUCGAUAAAUUGAAUCAGCUGAAAACAAACACACUUACAGUUAUCACGGCAGAUAUUAUAACAGUUCUAGAUAAAACGUUAAAAGAUAUAACAGAGAAACAACGAGAUAAUGUUGUGCAAGAAGUCAGUGAAGAGAGGAGAAAAGCAAAGGAAGACAUUGAAGAAAGAAGACAAAGGCAAAGGAAGACAUUGAAGAAAAGAAGAUACUCGCAAUUAAACAGUUCCUGGGCAAUGUUAAAGCUUCGCUGAGCAAUAUGCA
Molecule: messenger RNA, 1256 nt
Organism: Mercenaria mercenaria
Lineage: Eukaryota; Metazoa; Mollusca; Bivalvia; Venerida; Veneridae
Exons: 4
Coding region: 293-1246 (317 amino acids)
Source: RefSeq, a predicted model, not a curated record